ACGAGUUCACGUUUUCUCAGCCGCCGUCAAACAAUCAUGGCGGACUACCAAGAGGCGCCCUUGGCCAGUCGGCCAAAAACGCUGGACCCGAGCGAGUAUUUCAACCUUUCCGCCGAAAAGCGACGUGCCGAUGAAGACAGAGCAGCAAUACGAGCGAACCUGAAGAGGCAAUAUCAGACGCAGCUGAAUGACCCGCACAGGAAGGCGCUCGUUGACGAUCCUGCCCUGACACGCUGGGUGUAUGCACGCGCCAACCCCUACCCAUUCUUCAGGCCCACGUUCAAGACUUCUCUGCUGGGUGCCAUGUUUGGAGUCGUACCUCUCGUCGUUCUGUACUACGUCUUCAAGACAGACAGGGAUAGAAAGGAGGCCAUGAUCAAGGCUGGAACCCUCGAACGCAAGUUCUGUUUGUCAUCAUGAGUCACCCUUUAUGUCCUAGUGUUGCAAGUGUGUGUAAUUAUAAAUCAAAUAAAAUGCUAUAUUCAAAAACA
Labrus bergylta (ballan wrasse) is the source of this 491-nucleotide messenger RNA. RefSeq names its product NADH:ubiquinone oxidoreductase subunit B4 (gene ndufb4). The record is from RefSeq and is a predicted model, not a curated record. NCBI's taxonomy places the organism in Eukaryota, Metazoa, Chordata, Actinopteri, Labriformes, Labridae. Gene Ontology annotation, cellular component: mitochondrion.